AUGUGCAAGUCUCGGGAAGAGUCGCCCCCCCGGGCCCCUCAGACGCGCCCAGCCCGCACCGCUGUGUAUGACUGGGGGCUCCCCCCGGCGACUGACCAGGCCAGGCACUUGCGGCUUGUGGCGGAAGCUACGCAGGACGACCGACUCCUGCCCCCCAGGGAGGUGAUAGAGAGGUGGCAUGCCCGCGCCGAGGCCUUGAUGCGGGAAGCGUGCAGGCUGGGUCUGGCCGAGACCGCUCGUGGGCAGGAGCGUGACAAAGGUUCGUUGCCAGAGCAGCGGCCGGUCGCGCCGUCGGCGGCGAGGCGGGGUCCGGAAACUGUGCGGUACCGUAGGUUGUGCCGCUUGCAGCGGGUUUUGGAAGAGUCGUGGAAGUCAGCGGAAGUUAGCGUUGGGGGUCCGCCUCCCAGCCAAGCCCCGGCCCCAGGGGCCCUUCUCAGGAGAUGGGUGCCAGCGUUUCGGAGCGGCCUCCUUCCCGCGGUCCCCUUCUGCCUCGGGGGUGCCGCGGACAUUCUCCGAGCCGAAGUUUCGGCCGAGGAGAGCAGAAUGAAAAAGGCGGCCGUGCAUGUCUGGAAGGGUCGUUUCAAGCGGUGGGGACCCGAUGCGGCCAGGGCUGCGGCCCAGAGGGUGAAGCCUCCCCCUGCUCCCGUGACUUUUUCGGCGGCGGACAUGCGUGCCGAGUGGUCACGGCACUGGUGCCCAGGCGCCCUCCCAGGCCCACCCUUGCAGGGUGACCCAGGUCCCGGGCGGGGGAGGGAGGCGGGGGAAGUGGUCGAUCCCCUCGCCUUUGCGGAGGCGUGGACGGAGCUCGCGGACGCAGCCGGCGUGCCGGUGGUGCAUCCCCCCCACAGGUGGAUACCGCCCUCUCGGGCGGCGUUCCGGCAGCAGGUGGCGAACGUCGCGGGCUCGGCCGGUCUGGACGGCUGGGAGGCCAGCGAGGCAAAGGCGCUCGUGGAGCACGCCCCGUGGUUGGUAGACGAGUUGCACGAUCUGUUCGUCGCGGCCGCAGAGGCCAGCGUCGAGGGGGACUCCAGCGGGAGACCCGGUCUGCUGCCGCGUGCUUUCCCUCGUGCUGGCGCCGUGGCACCGGCUGGUGGGCGCCCGCGGGGCCGGCCACUGGAGCUACGUGGACGACCGGUCGCUUAA
Molecule: messenger RNA, 1143 nt
Organism: Prorocentrum cordatum
Lineage: Eukaryota; Dinophyceae; Prorocentrales; Prorocentraceae
Source: the annotation of a GenBank genome assembly